CAGGUCAAGGGUCAGCUGCCAUGACAACCGUUUCAAAAUGGCGGCCCAGGAGAGUAUUUUUGCUGGCCUGAUCCCUACCGUGGCGGAUAUCACCAACAACCUGCCGUCCCUGCAGUUCGAGAGCGCGCUGACAGACGGCGAGAAACCUCUGCUCGUGCUGAGGGCCCGCUCACACGCCCUGACGGUGUGCGCGUGCGCGCAGGCCGCGUAUCUGGUGGCCAUCCUGAACGAAGCAAGGCAGCUUGUGGUGGAACUGCAGACGCCGGUGAGCCGGCACAGUAGGAGUUCGCGCCUGUUGCAUCAGGCCCCGCCCAGGAACCCCGUCCGUGUGGGGAUCAUCGGCGGGGGGCGGCUGGGCGGUCAGCUGGCGCAGGCCCUGCUGACCUACGGAGACGUGGAGCCACACGAGAUGGUCAUCUCCACCAGGAGACCAGAAAUACUCGUGAAACUCGAGGAGCAGGGCGUGACCUGUCUCUAUGACAACCGGCGGGUGGCGGCCUCCUGCGACGUGCUGUUCCUCUGCUGUCUGCCCUCACAGCUGAACGUUGUUGCGGAGGACAUAAAAGGUCGCAUCGCUGCCCACUGCACCGUGUACAGCUUCGUGAUCGGGGUGCCCCUCCCGCGCUUCAAACAGAUAUUCAGAUUUUCCAACGUGCUGAAGCCUGAGUUGAGCUGGAGAGACGACGGCCAGGCCAGCUGGGACGUGUCGAAGGACGUGUGCUCCUGCCUGGAGGACAGCCGGGUUGCCAGCCUCACCUGCCCCCUCCCUCCGCAACCAGAUGAGUGUCUGAUCCGUACGGGUGAGAAGUGGGCGGAGCUGGCGGUCUACAUCUUCCUGAACAUGUGCUCGGACCUGCAGCUGUCCUGGGAGCAGAGUCUGGACCUGGCCAACACGGUCAUCCUGGGGCAGACCAGCACGCACCCUGCCGCGGCCGCCUUCUCAACAGAGAACUUCACCAAGAACAUCGCCAACCCUGCAGCACCCUUCCCCAGAUUCGACCUCUCCCUAGUGACAGAGAACGACACGCCCUUGACGCGCUGUCUUAAGGAGAACCAGGGGGUCAGGAACCUUUUCUGCAAGAAGUACGUCUCCAUCUUCGACAAGUUCUACUACUGGAAGGGUAUCAAACAGGUCAAGCAGAAAAAACAGUGAAGACAAGAAACUGUGAUAGACUCUCAGCCAAGCCAUUGGAGUAGAAAGUCUUCCACUCAAUGUCAGAUGUACAUUUUGUAGAUAUAUUACGUGUCAGAAGACAUAUUUUUUCAGGGACCCACUAACCAAUGUAGUUGCCAAAGCGGGGAUCAUAUUUCCAUACCGGUGCCUGGCUGGGUGGUUUGGGGAACGAAAAUUACAAAACACACAAGAUGUGAAAAAAAGUU
This is a messenger RNA of Branchiostoma floridae (Florida lancelet), 1380 nucleotides long. Its product is annotated as NADP-dependent oxidoreductase domain-containing protein 1-like. The record is from RefSeq and is a predicted model, not a curated record. Gene Ontology annotation, molecular function: pyrroline-5-carboxylate reductase activity. Gene Ontology annotation, biological process: L-proline biosynthetic process. The transcript is spliced from 6 exons. Lineage: Eukaryota; Metazoa; Chordata; Leptocardii; Amphioxiformes; Branchiostomatidae. The coding region runs from base 38 to 1153 and encodes 371 amino acids.